AUGGACACUGCUCACAUAAUCGGUUCAACAAGUCAAGAUAUGCUCCAACAACUGUUCAUCUACCUAACGAUCACUACUUGGACGGUAUCUUCGAUCCCGGUGGAUAACGGCGUUGAAGGCAAGCCAGAAAUAGAGUGUGGACCGACGUCAAUAACAGUCAACUUCAACACAAGGAAUCCGUUCGACGGACAUGUUUAUGUGAAGGGAUUGUAUGACCAAGAGGGAUGUCGCAAUGAUGAAACAGGACGUAAUAUUGCCGGUAUAUCGCUGCCCUUCGAUAGCUGUAAUGUGGCUCGAACUCGAUCCCUGAACCCUCGUGGUAUAUUUGUUACUGCCACGGUCGUCAUCACAUUCCAUCCGCUCUUUGUUACUGAGAUCGAUAGAGCUUAUCGUAUACAAUGCUUCUAUAUGGAGGCUGAUAAGACUGUCAGCUCACAAAUCGAAAUCUCUGAAAUCACCACUGCAUUUAUCACGCAAAUCGUACCAAUGCCUAUUUGUAGAUAUGAGAUCUUGGAUGGUGGCCCAACAGGACAACCAGUUCAAUAUGGUUUAAUUGGACAACAAGUGUACCACAAAUGGACAUGCGAUUCAGAAACAGUCGAUACAUUCUGUGCAGUAGUGCAUUCGUGUUUCGUGGAUGAUGGAAGUGGGGAUAAAGUGGAACUUUUGAAUGAAGAAGGAUGUGCACUUGAUAAAUAUCUUCUGAACAACCUGGAAUAUCCAACGGAUUUGACAGCUGGUCAAGAAGCUCACAUUUACAAAUAUGCCGAUCGAACGCAACUCUUCUAUCAGUGUCAAAUUAGAAUCAUGAUAAAAGAACCAAACAGUGAAUGCGAACGGCCUCAAUGCACGGAACCACAAGGAUUCGGAGCUAUUCGAUCAACAGGUGAUGAAGUUGGCAAUACGCGCGCGUUGCGACUUCUUAAGAAACGUUCUAUUGACAGCGAUAACACGUUGGAUGUUCGUACGGAUAUCAGUGCCUUGGACAUUCUAGAGCAGGAACAAAGCUUACCAACAAAUCGUGGCAAUCAAGUGUCUUCGUUUCAAAAUGGUAUAAGCGUAUCAUCACCAUCAGCUGGAUGGCUAUUAAUUAGCAUAAGCGGCGUGUUGUUGAGUUUGAUCGCUAUUUCAGUAAUACUGAUUUUAUCACGAAAGUCAUAA
Messenger RNA from Anisakis simplex (herring worm), 1161 nucleotides. The record is from the annotation of a GenBank genome assembly. NCBI's taxonomy places the organism in Eukaryota, Metazoa, Nematoda, Chromadorea, Rhabditida, Anisakidae.